CCUGGGGGAGGGAGCGUUUAACCAGGGCCGCCGCCAAGAUGAUGCCCACACCUGUUAUCCUGUUGAAGGAAGGGACGGACACUUCCCAAGGCAUCCCGCAGCUGGUUAGUAACAUCAGCGCUUGCCAAGUGAUUGCGGAAGCCGUCCGGACUACGCUGGGCCCCCGGGGCAUGGACAAACUCAUUGUGGACGACAGAGGCAAAGCGACCAUUUCCAAUGAUGGCGCCACCAUCCUGAAGCUUCUCGAUGUGGUCCAUCCUGCUGCGAAGACACUGGUGGACAUUGCCAAGUCCCAGGAUGCAGAGGUCGGGGACGGCACCACGUCGGUGACUCUCCUGGCGGCCGAAUUCUUAAAGCAAAUCAAGCCCUAUGUGGAGGAAGGCCUUCACCCCCAGAUCAUCAUCCGGGCUUUCCGCACGGCCACACAACUGGCAGUGGAUAAGAUCAGGAAGAUUGCCGUCACAAUCAAGAAGACAGACCAGGGAGAGCUGAUGGGCCUGCUGGAGAAGUGCGCCAGCACCGCUUUGAGCUCCAAGCUGAUUUCCCAGCAAAAGGAGUUCUUCGCCAAGAUGGUGGUGGACGCGGUCAUGAUGCUGGAUGAGCUGCUGCAGAUCAAAAUGAUCGGCAUCAAGAAGGUGCAAGGCGGAGCGUUGGAGGAUUCCCAGCUGGUGGCUGGAGUGGCCUUCAAGAAAACCUUUUCCUACGCCGGGUUCGAGAUGCAGCCCAAAAAGUACGAGUCGCCCAAGAUCGCCCUGCUGAACAUUGAGUUGGAGCUGAAAGCCGAGAAGGACAACGCGGAAAUCCGAGUCCAGAAUGUGGCGGACUACCAGGCCAUCGUGGACGCCGAGUGGAACAUUUUAUACGACAAGCUGGAUAAGCUCCACAAAUCCGGGGCCAAAGUUAUCCUGUCCAAACUGCCCAUCGGAGACGUGGCUACUCAGUACUUCGCAGACCGGGACAUGUUCUGCGCUGGCCGGGUCCCCGAAGAGGAUCUGAAGAGGACCAUGAUGGCCUGCGGAGGAUCCAUCCAGUCCAGCGCAAACGCCCUCACGGACGACGUCCUUGGACGCUGUGCGCUCUUUGAGGAGGCCCAGAUUGGAGGGGAGAGGUAA
Molecule: messenger RNA, 1112 nt
Organism: Protobothrops mucrosquamatus (brown spotted pit viper)
Lineage: Eukaryota; Metazoa; Chordata; Lepidosauria; Squamata; Viperidae
Product: T-complex protein 1 subunit eta-like
Exons: 9
Coding region: 39-1112 (357 amino acids)
Biological process (GO): protein folding
Cellular component (GO): chaperonin-containing T-complex
Molecular function (GO): ATP hydrolysis activity; ATP-dependent protein folding chaperone; ATP binding
Source: RefSeq, a predicted model, not a curated record